AAGGAGGCAACCGCUUUUGAAAACACUUUACUUCAAACCCAAUUCUUUACGUCUUGUCGCUUACAUUGUGUUGCCUGAGUGUUGCACUUUCAUCGGGAGGUGUUGAGGUGUCCCUGGCAGAGCGGAGGAGGCGGAAACAUCGAAGAAUAACAAGAGAAGUGGAGAAAAAUAGGAUCACCCAGACGACGGGAGAAGGAGGACAGACUUAACCCUGUAAUGAGACGAAGGAGGAAGAGGAGAAUCGAAGAGAGGAGGAGGAGGAGAAGGAAGACAGAAGAGAAGAAAGAGUGAAGAAACAAGAGAUAUUCGGAAUAACAACACUAAAGAUACGAGACUCAAGAUCAACUCAAAAUCGACUCAAGAUCAACUCAAGAUCAACUCAAGAUCAACUCAAGAUCGAUUCAAGAUCAACUCAAGUUCGAAGUUCACGUAUAUAAAGAAGUGGAGUUGGUGCUCGGAUUCAGUGCCCCUCAGGAUGUGACAGGGGGGGAGUGUGUGUGCGUGCUUCUUACUGAUACCUAAGACUUCAUUAAUAGCGGUCUGUGCUGCCUCGGGUUAUGCACACACUGGGCUUUCUGAGGUGGCAGCACGUAGCAUCGACAACAGCAGCAGCAGUAACGACAGUAACAUCAGCAGCGGCAGCACCAGCCCCCCUCCCCAUGUCUUCCCCGCCUGCUCCAUCCUCCCCUGGGCCAGCGCCGCUCACCCACCUCCUGCCACAGAGCUUCCACUGGCUGUAUCAACACUGCCCAGCGUUUCCAAUCAAUGGCUCAAAGGUGCGGGUGAUUGUUGACCCGAGGGAGUUCUACCAGGAGCUGCUGGACAAAGCCAGGGGAGCCAAGGAGAGGAUCAGCAUCUCCUCGCUGUACCUCGGCACCGGCAAGCUGGAGGAGCAGCUGGUGGCGGCAGUGGGUGAGCGGGCGACAGCGGUGGAAGGGCUGCAGGUGCGCUGGCUGCUGGACCACACCCGAGGCUCCCGAGGUCCCCACAGCUCUCGCUCCAUGCUGCGGCCGCUCCUGAUGCAGCACCCACAGUCGUGCUCAGUGUCACUGUACCACACUCCAACGCUGCGAGGGUUGCUGCGUCGCCUCAUUCCACAGCGCUGGAACGAGACGAUCGGCCUCCAGCACAUGAAGCUCUACGUGUUUGACGACUCGUUGGUCAUCUCAGGGGCCAACUUGAGCAACGACUACUUCACAAACCGGCAGGACCGCUACAUGGUGUUUGAUAACUGCCCGGCGCUGGCCGCCUUCUACCACCGCCUCAUAGAGACCGUCAGCCGCCAUUCCCUCCAGCUGGCCACCGACGACUCCACCUCCAUGGGGUCACACACCACUCUCCACCCCUACCUGAGUGACUUCAAGAAAUACUGCUCGGCCAUGAGGGAGUCUGUGCAGCAGCUGUGGAGUGAUGAGUGCAGCAAGACACCACUGAGACUUGGCUUUGACGAGGAGAAUAACAUCUCCGCAAGGACCCAGAGAAGGACUCUGGACAGCUCUGCCCCGCCUGACACAUCCCUCGACACCCUGGUCUUCCCAACGGUCCAGAUGGGUCCCUUCGGCAUCACCAACGAUGGCUACGUGACCAAGAGGUUCCUGAGCACUGCUGAGGAGGGCUCCCGGAUCCACCUUGCUUCAGGCUACUUCAACUUGACGGAGGAGUACAUGCAGUGCGUCCUUGGGGAGUCACAGGCAUCGUACAGCAUCCUGAUGGCCCAUCCUGAGGCUAAUGGGUUCCUUGGUGCCGGGGGCUUCGCGGGGGCCAUCCCAGCGGCUUACACUCACCUGGCACGGCUGUUCUUCGGGCGGGUGAGGGCUGGGGGUCAGGAGCAGCGGUUGAGCCUCCACGAGUACCGGCGCCAGGGCUGGACCUUCCACGCCAAGGGUCUGUGGUACACCCACCCAGGACACUUGCUGCCCUCGCUCACCAUGGUCGGCUCUCCUAACUUUGGGUGGCGGUCAGUCCAGCGAGACCUUGAGAGCCAGGUGGUGGUGGUGACUAGGAACCCGGCGCUGCGCAAGGCCCUGCAUGAGGAGCACAGCCGCCUCUACGCCCAGGGCACACAGGUCACGGAUGACACCUUCACUGUGCCAGGCCGGGCGGUGCCACUCUGGGUGCGCUGUGUCAUGCCCAUCAUCAAGGUCUUCUUCUAGUGACUGGGGAUCGUCAAGCAGUAUUACUUACUUUACUUCCGAGCAAUCAAGACACUUCCCGGUGCUGGACGUUAGUGGUUAAUUUAUUUUCUGUGGUACGCAAGAUCCCUGGCCUGUAACAAGACUAACCUUCCCUUACUCUACUUGUGCUGGUCACAAUUGUUACUGUAUUCCUCUACUCCUGGAAUAUCUUUAUUAAUCUACAUUAGAUUCAUAAUUGUCUGCAGCUACUCGAGCAAGGAUAAGAUUCCACUGCAAUACUACAAAAGCCAUUUUUGAUUUUAAGAAGGAAUAGUUAAUGAUGUUAUAUAGAAGUAUUUUAGUAACAGUCUUGUUUGAAUUUCUCUAACAAUACUGGUUCACUGUGAUGUAAAUAAUAAACUGUACAAACAAU
Messenger RNA from Eriocheir sinensis (Chinese mitten crab), 2547 nucleotides. It is a transcript of the gene PGS1, whose product is annotated as CDP-diacylglycerol--glycerol-3-phosphate 3-phosphatidyltransferase, mitochondrial-like. Gene Ontology annotation, biological process: cardiolipin biosynthetic process. The transcript is spliced from 10 exons. Gene Ontology annotation, cellular component: mitochondrion. Lineage: Eukaryota; Metazoa; Arthropoda; Malacostraca; Decapoda; Varunidae. Bases 558 to 2153 code for a protein of 531 amino acids. Gene Ontology annotation, molecular function: CDP-diacylglycerol-glycerol-3-phosphate 3-phosphatidyltransferase activity. The record is from RefSeq and is a predicted model, not a curated record.